AUGUCCGACGAGGAAGGCCAGGAGCUUGUCACCAAGCCCUUCAAGUUUGUCACUGACCGUCCCGAUACAACUCCCUUAAUACGUGAACGACGAAACGACCAGCUCGAGCAGCUCGAUCAAUUGCAGCGCCGCCGAUUGCGAGCUGCCCGUGGCUUUGGGAAUAGCUUCCCGGGAUUUUUUUCCCGAAACGUCGCCGGAGGUCCCGCUGUUGGAUAUGUCGCUAACUUCGAAUGCUUCUGCGCAGGCACUGAUGCCCGUUUCCCCAACGUGAACCAGACCAAGCACUGCUGGCAGAACUACGUCGACUACCACAAGUGCAUCAUCGCCAAGGGAGAGGACUUUGCGCCUUGCCGUCAGUUCUGGUUGGCCUACCGAUCACUGUGCCCCUCCGGAUGGUACCAGCGAUGGGACGAGCAGCGCGAGGCUGGUAACUUCCCCGUGAAGCUUGAUGCUUAA
Molecule: messenger RNA, 456 nt
Organism: Trichoderma gamsii
Lineage: Eukaryota; Fungi; Ascomycota; Sordariomycetes; Hypocreales; Hypocreaceae
Product: cytochrome c oxidase subunit 6b
Exons: 4
Coding region: 1-456 (151 amino acids)
Cellular component (GO): mitochondrion; respiratory chain complex IV
Source: RefSeq, a predicted model, not a curated record